Messenger RNA from Trichobilharzia regenti, 2976 nucleotides. The record is from the annotation of a GenBank genome assembly. NCBI's taxonomy places the organism in Eukaryota, Metazoa, Platyhelminthes, Trematoda, Strigeidida, Schistosomatidae.
GAUUAAUAUUACAGGCGCUCUGUUUGUGUUUUCAAGGUCGCCCUACGGUCAAGGCAAACAUAAAGGAAUGGAUGAAACCUUGACGGAAAACUUUUCUAGUGCUGACUUUGAUGCUAAGCUGUUUGUUUCGUAUGUCAUUGGAGCCAACAAAGUUGCAGAUGUUUUAUGUAAAACAAAUAAUCGAAUACAAGAAUUGGGCAAUCUUAUUCACCAACAUGUGGCUGACAAUCAUGUCGAUUUAUUCAAGAGAGCUUCGGAUAUUGAUAAGUUGCAAAAUGUACUACAGACAGUUGAAGACAAAAUUCAAAACUUAUCUGUGUCAGUAGCGAAAGUGAAAAAAAGAAUAGAUUAUCCACAUGACACAUUUUCCUCUGGUGUAACACAUUUCAGAAAUCUUCACACCACUUGUACCAUACUUCGCAAUAUUUCUCGAAUUGCAGCAUUAAUGAAGCGAAUUCAAAGUAGAUCUAAGGAUUUAUGUCAGUCUUCGAUGUAUGUGAAUGAGGUGGAGUUUUUGUUUAAUAAUAUGAAAUGGGAGGGGAUUCAUGUUUUGGAAGCCUACAGCCGUACUCUAGUACAAGUUCGUGAGGAUAUGAUAUCACAGGCAUGGAAUCUUGUGGAUUCGUCAUAUGAGUCAUCCGACCAAACCCAAUUAGCUACUGGACUGCAGGUUUUCCACAAUUUAAAUAUGUUAAUGGAUGUGGUUCAUGAAUUGGCAAGUCGAUGGAAAUCUGAAUUUGAUUCAGUUCUAUCAACCUCCGUUGAUAUUGACUCAUUAACCCAACGCAUGCGAACACGCCAGCAAAUUCAACAAGGAACUACCGGUCCAGGUAGAGCUUCAUUGUCUGCAGUUGGUGGUCAAGCCGCUGCUUUUCAUGUAGCCGUAUGGACAAGUUUAGACGGUACUAUUGAUAAAAUGGAACAACUUAUUUCACGUAGUCGUUUACUCGGCAUGGCUUUAAUGAAACAACGUGAAACAUAUGGAGAUGUGUGUAUGACAAAUAUACAACGUUUAGAUCAAAAUAUUUCUGAAUUAUUUCCUAGUUUAGCUGAAUUACUUAUCCAUGAAAUGCUCACGGAUUGGCAAAAUUCUAAAAAAUCUGAAAAAUAUUCCUCUGUUCUGCUUAUUUUUGCAUCUGUAAAUUUUAAAGAAACCCUAAAUAAUCAAGAAAAUGAUACGGAUCUUUCUUCUGCGAAUGAUUUCUUAUCUCAUAAGCUGAUAGACGGUAAUCGUACAGCAGUUCGUAAUGCUUUACUUAAAAAUGAAGGAUUUCUUGGCUGGGCAGCAGAUCGAUUUGCUGUUAAACUUUCUAGCAUUUCAAAUCAAUCACCAGUAAUCAAGGAAGUACUUGAAGGAGAGUAUCCCAAACUGUUGAAAUUAAUAUUAGAUUUGGAACGUCGUGUGUCUAAUACACUGUCGAGUGAAUUUAAUGGGAAUUAUGAAUUCGAUCGACAUACCACAUCUGUUCGAAAUAUCUCUGAACUUCCUAAAUGUUUAGUUCGUGCUUUACAACCAUUUGAAACAGCUUAUUUAUCUCGAAGUGUAUCUCGACUAUUCGAUCGGGUAACUUUAUCCUUCUCCACGUCAACGACAGCUGGACCAGAUAAUAAUGAAUUAAAUGAUAUUAUACAGACUGCUGUAAAUGAAUUAGCCUAUGCUACUGUUCAUCAUGAUCUCUUGUUCAAGGUUUCUCGUAACUUAGAUAAACUGAUUGCUUUGUUUGCAACAAAAACUGAAGCUCUAGUUACAACUGGUGUCAGUGCAACUCAACUAGUUGAUUGUCAAACACCUGGACAACAGAAUAAUAUUCAUUUAAUUAAUUUAUUAUGCCAAUUUGGAGCACAGUUACAAUUGACUGUGAGUAAACGAUUAAACAAUCUAAAUGUUUUGUCAGUACCAAAUAAUCAAACUAAUCAAAAGUUAUCCAAUUGGAAUGGUGCGUCUAGCCAGACUACUACUCCUGUAGUCAAGAAUCCAGUACAAUUAAUUUCUGAAUCCACUGCUAAUCAUUUAAAUAGUUUAUGCUCAUCAAUAUUAGAUCCAUUACUCCAGGCUGUAUGCAAAACAAUCGAUGAUAUUCUAAGUACUAUGCAUAAUGAAUAUGAUUCUUAUCAGAAUAUAUCAUUGAAUGAAAGCUGGAAACCAAAAUAUCUACAAAAUUUGCAGGAUUUCACUGCUCGAGUUCGCCAGCAAUAUUUAUCUGAUCUUUCACAACCACCGAAAUUUGUUAAUAUGAUGCCUAAUAUAUUUGCACAAUCAGAAUGCUAUAUAUGUGGUGAAUUUGCUCUACAAAAUUCAUUGAAAUCAAUUCUUGAUAUGUGUAUAAAUAAUUUCCUGUGGCGAUCAACAUUAAUUCGUUCGUCUAAAGAGUCAAUACGUCUUCGUCUGGCUGCUGAUUGUAAAGAAUUUGAAUUGGCUUUAAUACCAUUAUGUUCGCCUAAUUAUGGUUAUACACUGCAAAAGUUAGUCCCAGAAUCUUAUGGAUAUUUAAGAGAAUUCCCGACUAUUUUAUCUUGUGAAGAUGAAAAAUUAGUUCAGAUAUACACUAGUGAUGAUGCAGCUAACUCUUCUUCAACUCAACUACCAGCAAGUCUUGUUUGCCAACAUAUGUUUAGUCGAGCACCUGAAGAAAUUCGUUUUCCUCAUGUUACUGCUGGUUGGUCUGUAAAUUACUAUAUAUCUUGGCUAUUGAAGAGAAAAACUGAUAUGGAACGUUUAGCUCUACUGCAUAACAAUCUAUCAGCCUAUGUACAUGAGGUUCAACUGAGACAGCAACGAGAAUACCCACCGAUUUAUUUGCUACUGAAGAAAUUUUUAGACUUUUAUAUUGAAAAAGAACAAAAGUAAAGCACGUAAUAAUUAAUCAGGCCUGUGUAUUUUCGGAAAAAAAAUCAACUUGUUUUUUCUCUGUCCUCACCUUAUUAUUAUGGCUGUGAUAUUCUGUUUACGUUUAAUAAAUAUUUUGACUUCUUUAA